This is a messenger RNA of Oryctolagus cuniculus (rabbit), 2888 nucleotides long. RefSeq names its product neurexophilin 2 (gene NXPH2). Gene Ontology annotation, molecular function: signaling receptor binding. NCBI's taxonomy places the organism in Eukaryota, Metazoa, Chordata, Mammalia, Lagomorpha, Leporidae. The record is from RefSeq and is a predicted model, not a curated record.
GCCCGGAUCCCAAGAGCAGCCUCGCGCGGGAACCGGCCCCGAAGCGCUGCGACCCCCGCCAAGCCUGAGUGCCGGCCGAAGCUCCAGGCGCCCAGCGCGCUCCUCGCAGCCCCCUCCGCUGUGGGGCGCGCGGGGGCCCGUAGAGGCACCUCCCGCCGGCCCGCCCACCCGGCCCGCGCGGCGCGGCGCUCGCUCGUUUUCCGGGAGGCGAGUGAGGCGCGGUGUCCCCCCGCGUCGUCAGUCCUGCCCCGCGAAGUGGAGAUGCGCGAGAGGCAGGCGAGGGCGCGCAGCUCGUGAGACGCCGCGCCAGCCGGCACCAUGCGCCUGCGGCCGCUGCCCCUCGUCGUGGUCCCCGGCUUGCUGCAGCUGCUCUUCUGUGACAGUAAAGAAGUGGUGCCUGUCGCAGAGGGACUAGACUGGGAAGACAAAGAUGCUCCGGGGACAUUGGUCGGAAACGUGGUUCACUCACGGAUCAUCAGCCCCCUGCGCCUGUUUGUUAAGCAAUCCCCAGUGCCGAAGCCAGGCCCCGUGACGUAUGCAGACAGCAUGGAAAACUUUUGGGAUUGGCUGGCCAACAUCACGGAGGUUCAGGAGCCAUUGGCCAGAACUAAACGGAGGCCAAUAGUAAAAACAGGAAAAUUUAAAAAAAUGUUUGGAUGGGGUGACUUCCAUUCCAACAUUAAAACUGUCAAACUCAACCUCCUAAUCACAGGAAAAAUUGUCGACCAUGGGAAUGGAACAUUCAGUGUUUAUUUCCGACAUAAUUCAACAGGCCUGGGCAAUGUUUCAGUGAGCUUGGUACCCCCCUCCAAAGUAGUGGAAUUUGAAGUUUCUCCCCAGUCUACCUUGGAGACCAAGGAAUCCAAGUCUUUCAAUUGUCGCAUUGAGUAUGAAAAAACAGAUAGGGCGAAGAAGACUGCCUUGUGCAACUUUGACCCAUCCAAGAUCUGCUACCAGGAGCAGACUCAGAGCCAUGUGUCUUGGCUGUGCUCCAAGCCCUUCAAGGUCAUUUGCAUCUACAUUGCCUUUUACAGUGUUGAUUACAAACUUGUGCAAAAGGUCUGUCCUGACUACAAUUACCAUAGUGAGACCCCCUACUUAUCUUCUGGCUGAAUCUUUCUGCAGCUAUGGAAAUGAAGGACAUAGAUAUAUAGAUAUUUAAGUAGAAUGACCACAAAACAUGAUAAGUUCUUCAUGGUAAAGGAUCCCUUCUGUUUCUGGCAUUGAACCAUAGUUCUCUAUCAAGUUUUCUAAUUAAAAAAAGAAAAAGAAACAUCUUCAAAUGUGGAAUGUGUUUGUUUUGUUUUGAUUAUAAGUACUUUUAACUAAGGAGUCAAACUGUUGAUGGAACCAUCACUUUUGUGUAAGAUGACCAAGUUCUAGAAGUAUCAUUAAUUCUCUAAAAGAACAAGGAUACGCAGCCAUGUGUAACAAGAAGGAAUCGAAUGAUGCACGUGAUUCAUGUUGCUCUGAAAAUGAGCCUGAAUUUGACGUAUGUUUUGAAAAGUUACCUUGAAACUAGGAGAUUCAGUAGUAACCAAAAAUGUUGUAUUUGAUAAAUGAAUUGUGUUUCUGACAUUGAAUUCCUUUUUUAUUCCUAACUCUCUCCCCACAUCUGUACCAGCAUUGAUACCAGAAGUGAAAGGGUACAAUUUGUCUCCAAAUCCACGUGUGGAGUUACAGUGCCACAGUGGAACUGGGUGUAUCAUCUGAGCUGGAUGUGAGUGGAAUGUGAUCUAAGCACUUAGCCAUGAGUUGAUCACAAUCCUUAGUAAUCUCAUCUGAGUGAUAAUCCUGGUGUGUGAUCAGGAAAGCACAUCUGGGUAUAAGUCAGUUCCACAGUAAUGAAGCUCAGUAGUUUCUAGAUUCUUCUGUCAAAUUCAGUGCUGUGGGGUUACCAAAAAUGACAAAGCUUGUGUUCACCCUCGCUGUUAAAACCUCAUUCUAUUUGUUUUACAGUGUGAUUUUAUAUACACGUGUACAGUAAUUCUGAAAUUUGGAGGAAGUAAUUGCUUCCUUGCUGAGAUUGGGAACAAAAAUUGGAAGUGGAGACAGGAAAAAUUCCAGGAUUCUGGCUGGAUUUGUUGUAUUUAGCAUUUCAGACUAAGUUCUCAUUGCAUUUAACUAUUUGAAUGAGGGAUCAAUUUCUGUAAGGAAAUAUAGGAAUAUUUAAGCAUUUCUAAUUAAGUGCUAACAACCCUGAUACCUGGCUUACUUUGCCAGACUUUUGAAAUUACUUCCAAAUUAAGGUCACUUCCCAGUCAGUGCCCCUGGCAUCAUCUCUGUGGGAGUAAAUGGCAAUCCUGUAUGGUGCAACUGGAUGAUCCUUGAAUUAACACAGAAUGAAGAUGUGGUUGGCAGGAAAGAGGCUGCUAGAACCCAGGAGACUAAUGGAGUGCUUACUCAUUUUAUAAUACAUGUUAACUUUUUCCCUUCUCUUGUCUGUAAAAUACCAACUAAAGUAAAAUAUUAAAUUGAAGACUAAAGUAAGCUAAGUCCUAACCAACAAAAAUGCAUUUUCCACCUUGUUCAAACAGCAAGCAGCUCUGUUCUCUAUUUUACAUCUCGAUUCCUUUCUUUUUACUGGUGAAAUCUGCACAGUGUUCGAUUUUGUCCUUUGUAAAAUUGUACUAGGCUUAGUGUGUGGUAGUGCAGGCUUGAAAUAUUUUCUCUGAGUUCAUCGGGUGCUUUUGUAAUUUUUGUGGUUGGUGAGUAACAUUUUGAGACAUGUUUUUAUUUUCAUCUAGACACAAGAGUAAAAGACUAUUUAUUGUAAAAUAUGUGGGAACCAUAUAUGUAUAUAUACUUAGCGAGUUUUCUGUGUACAGAGAAAGUAUGUGUACACAUUUCUAUGUAAAUAAAAAGAAUUUGCUAGAUCUGUCCCAUGA